AUGGAUCAGACGGCUAUUCAUGAACUCUCGCUUACUACGUUAGAACAAAGGAUGACACUCGCCGCGAAUUCUACCGCUAGAAUGAUGCAGUUCAGCGAAGACAUCAUCAAACAGCUCACUCCGGAAGAAGUCGAUGAAUUCCGAGAGGCAUUCAUGAUGUUUGACAAAGACGGCAACGGAACGAUUUCAACCAAGGAACUGGGCAUUGCUAUGCGAUCUUUAGGGCAAAAUCCAACGGAGCAGGAAAUUCAAGAAAUGAUCAAUGAAGUUGACUUGGAUGGUAAUGGACAAAUUGAGUUCCCCGAAUUUUGCGUUAUGAUGAAGAGAAUGAUGAAGGAAACCGACUCUGAAAUGAUCCGUGAAGCAUUCCGUGUAUUCGACAAAGAUGGAAACGGUGUGAUCACUGCCCAGGAGUUUCGAUACUUUAUGGUGGCGGAUAGGGGGCUAACCGCGGACCAAAAGCGACCUUGUGCUUGCCCAGAGACGCAGGUGGAUUCAGGGGAUGGACUCCCUGCUUCUGCUGUGCCAGGACUGACUCGUAAAAUCAUUGUAUCCCGCACGUCGGUCCGGCCAAAAGCCUGCAAUCAAUUGACUGGGAGGUGCAAGGGAGGCGGUUUGGAGUCGCCUCCAACAAAUAAGCUCCACAUGUCCACUCUGGGAGAACGGAAGUUCUCCCAAAAACCCAUGGGACUAGAGGCUUGCAACCUGCCCGUGGGUUUUAAAUUUCAUGCAAAAAACAGUAAUAGAAAAGAGUCUCCUGACUCCGGUAGAAAGCCUGGUACGGUAGCGCCAGGUAGGACGGGGUUGCAGGAGUCAUGUAGGCUACCGAAACGGAAAAGGACUAGGAUGACGAUCUGUACUUAUAAUGCACGCACGCUUGCAUCGGAAGCGGCCAUCGAAGAUCUGAUGGUGCAAGCCAAGAAGAUCAAGUACGACGUCAUCGGACUGACCGAGACGAGACGACGUCACUCUCUCAACGCUGUAUUUGAAACUGGAGAAGAACUGUUCUUAGGAACAUGCGACAGUAGAGGUGUUGGUGGAGUUGGCGUCCUCGUCAACACGAGUAUGGCACAGAACAUCGACUCUUUCGAACAACUCACGACCCGAAUCGGACGUCUGCGGAUGAGAAGAUGUGGUCCCACACCGGCUUUGACUAUCUUCGUCGCUUACGCUCCAACAUCAAGCUACGAAGAAGAAGAAGUCGAAGCUUUCUAUAUGGACCUGGAGAAGUUCUACCGAGAAGAUCAUGCCUUUUACAAGGUCAUAAUUGGCGACUUCAACGCCAAAAAGCCCUCCUCUCUACGCUGGACGUGGGAGUCACCCGGUGGAGGGUACCGUAAUGAGAUAGACCACAUCAUCGUCAAUAAAAGGUUCUGCCUGACGGAUGUCGCUGUUGUACCAAAGUUCUAUACGGGAUCGGACCAUCGCCUCCUCCGAGGAAGAUUUUCUUUCACGCGGAGAGCAGAGAAAGCCGCCAAGUUCAGCAAGAGAAAUCCCAGAACUACCAUCAACUGGGAUCUCUUCGCUACGUUAGCCGGCUUUUGGGAAGAUUCCGCAAUGGACAACAUCGACGAGGAAUACGACCGGCUUGUCAAACACCUUCAUGACUGCGCGAAGAAGGCUGAGAGUAUUAAAACAACCAAGAGACGCCUGUCUCUUGAAACUCUUGAGCUGAUACGCCAGCGUGGAGCAGCACGAGCCGCAGGGAACCAAGAGCUCACGUCCGAGCUCGCAAGGCUUUGCAGAGAGGCGAUAAAGAAAGACCUUAAAGAGAGAAGAGCAGAAGUGCUGGCUGAAGCAGCAGAGGCGGGAAAAACCAUCCGCUAUGCCCGCCGAGACUUCGCCAGUCGCAAGACAAGGAUGACAGCUCUCCGGAACCCGAAGGGAACAACCAUUGCAUCGAGAAGGGGAAUGGAGAAAAUCAUCUACGACUUCUACUCUGAUCUCUUCGACAGCCGUGCCCACUUGCCUCCUCACCAUCUGAGGGAAGAUGGACAUGUCAUUCCAGCGGUUCUCCCGUCCGAAAUACGACAUGCUAUCAUGUCGGUGAGAAAUCGUACAGCAGCCGGUCCCGACAGAAUAAGACCAGAACACCUGAAGAGCCUUCCGCCAGUACUCAUCAACACCCUGGCGAGGCUCUUUACACGUUAUCUGUCGGAAUGCAAGGUUCCUAAACAGUGGAAGACCAGCAAGACCGUGUUGUUGUAUAAAAAGGGAGAUCCACAUGACAUCGGCAACUAUCGCCCAAUCUGCUUACUGUCCGUCAUCUACAAGCUCUUCACAAGAGUGAUCCUUAAUAGGAUUGAAAAGGUCUUGGAUGAAGGACAACCAUGCGAGCAAGCAGGGUUUCGAAAAGGAUUCAGCACGAUCGACCAUAUUCACACUGUUUCGAGACUCAUCGAGGUAUCACGAGAGUACAAGAUGCCGCUCUGUCUCACUUUCAUCGACUUGAAGAAGGCCUUUGACUCAGUUGAGACGGAAGCGGUCGUGGAAGCCUUGGACAACCAAGGCGUUCCCACUCAGUACAUAAAGGUGCUUCGAGAGUUGUACAGUAACUUCACGACCGGAAUCUCGCCAUUCUACAAGAAUAUCAUCAUUGACGUGAAGAGGGGGGUUCGACAGGGUGAUACAAUCUCACCCAAAAUAUUCACAGCCACCCUCGAGAACGCAAUGCGAAAGUUGGAAUGGGACGACAUGGGAGUGAAGAUCGAUGGUCGGCAGCUACACCAUUUGCGCUUUGCUGAUGACAUCGUACUGAUAACACCUAGCAUCAGCCAAGCGGAACGAAUGCUGACCGAAUUCGCCGAAACAUGUGGAUGCAUCGGUCUUGAGCUGAAUCUUCAAAAGACGAUGUUCAUGCGGAACGGAUGGAUCUCGGAUGCCCCAUUCACGCUCAACGGAACGAACAUAUCCGAAUGCACCAGCUACGUCUAUCUGGGUCGGGAAUUGAACAUGAUGAACGACCUGGCCCCCGAGCUGGGCAGGAGGAGAAGAGCGGCUUGGGGAGCGUACAAGAGCAUCGAGGACGUAGUGAAGAAGACCAAGAACACCCGGCUCCGUGCUCACCUCUUCAACACCACCGUACUUCCUGCUUUGACCUAUGCCUCAGAAACCUGGGCACUUCGCAAGCAGGAAGAAAACGCGGUGCACAUGGGCAUGCAAUUUUCCGAGGAGGAAGUAGAUGAGAUGAUUCGAGAAGUUGAUGUUGACGGAGACGGUGAAAUCGACUAUGAAGAAUUUGUGAAGAUGAUGUCAGAACGAUAA
Molecule: messenger RNA, 3264 nt
Organism: Necator americanus (New World hookworm)
Lineage: Eukaryota; Metazoa; Nematoda; Chromadorea; Rhabditida; Ancylostomatidae
Exons: 9
Coding region: 1-3264 (1087 amino acids)
Molecular function (GO): calcium ion binding; catalytic activity
Source: RefSeq, a predicted model, not a curated record